Pollicipes pollicipes is the source of this 993-nucleotide messenger RNA. Its product is annotated as myosin regulatory light chain sqh. The coding region runs from base 112 to 636 and encodes 174 amino acids. Gene Ontology annotation, molecular function: calcium ion binding. Lineage: Eukaryota; Metazoa; Arthropoda; Thecostraca; Pollicipedomorpha; Pollicipedidae. The transcript has 4 exons. The record is from RefSeq and is a predicted model, not a curated record.
CACACCUGACGCGUUACCAAACAGCGGCAGGCGUUGGCUGUGUCGUGGGGCUGAGGUGUAUCGGACGGUGAAUUAUUACUCUGCAGUCCAUUCAACCUGAAAGCCGGCACCAUGUCGUCGCGCCGUGCCGCUACCCGGCGGGGGGUCACCAAGAAGCGCGCCCAGCGCGCCACCUCCAACGUGUUCGCCAUGUUCGGCCAGGCGCAAAUCCAAGAGUUCAAAGAGGCCUUCAACAUGAUCGACCAGAACAGGGACGGCUUCAUUGACAAAGAGGACCUGCACGAUAUGCUGGCCUCGCUCGGCAAGGACCCGACCGACGACUACCUGGAGGGCAUGAUGGGCGAGGCGCCCGGUCCCAUCAACUUCACCAUGUUCCUCACGCUGUUCGGCGAGCGGCUGCAGGGCACCGACCCCGAGGAGGUCAUCAAGAACGCCUUCGGCUGCUUCGACGAGGACAACGCCGGCGUCAUCUCGGAGGACCGGCUGCGCGAGCUGCUGACCACCAUGGGCGACCGCUUCACCGACGAUGAGGUGGAGGACAUGUACAAGGAGGCGCCGAUCAAGGGCGGCAUGUUCGACUACGUCGAGUUCACGCGCAUCCUCAAGCACGGCGCCAAGGACAAGGAUGAACAGUGAUGGUGCUCGGCGGCGACAAUCCCACCAUUGCGCUGGGUCGUGCCGAUACGAUCGGCGCGUCAACCCCGGCCAAAUCGGAAACGGGACUUCUCGGCGAGAGGAUGGUCAUGCGAUCAUAGCACUUUGUGCCAGCUAUUUUUCCACGCGUUUUCGCCAGUUCGUGCGGUGUCUGAUGCCUAAGUGAUUGUUAGCAGCGUGCGGACUCCUUUUUUUGAGUCGACUUCGCGGUGGUAAGAUCACAUUCCUCUAAUAGUGUAUCACCAAAUGCAUACACCGUAAUACGCCGUGCUUAAUUUAUCCAACGCAAGAUGUGAUAGUUGUAAGAUGGCAUCGUAUUUAAUACAAGGUUUUUCAACA